Messenger RNA from Arabis nemorensis, 810 nucleotides. NCBI's taxonomy places the organism in Eukaryota, Viridiplantae, Streptophyta, Magnoliopsida, Brassicales, Brassicaceae. The record is from the annotation of a GenBank genome assembly.
AUGAAAAUCCUUUCACUUUCACUUCUCUUGCUCUUAGCCGUUUCGGUCUCCCAUGGCCGGCCCUCAAUAUCCGAGCCAAGGCUCAUCGAACUCCUCACAUCAACCAACCUCAUUGAGACCGAAGCCGACCUCUUAGAGAAACAACGACUCUCCAUCAACUACCCCGACUGCAGAAGCUGGCACUUAGGUGUUGAAACAUCUAACAUCAUAGACUUCAAGACGGUGCCCGCAAAUUGCAAAGACUAUGUUGAAGACUACUUGAUCACUUCCCAGCAGUACCGUCACGACUCCAAAACGGUGUGCAAAGAGGCUUAUUUCUACGCCAAAGGACUUGCCCUAAAGAACGAUACCGUCAAUGUUUGGAUCUUUGAUCUAGACGAAACACUCCUCUCUAAUGUUCCCUUUUACGCCAAUUAUGGAUACGGGACACAGAAGCACCCCCCGGAGACGUUCAAGACGUGGUUAGAGUUAGGCCAAGCUCCCAAACUCCCCGAGACCUUGCACCUUUACCAUAACCUUCUCGAUAUCGGGAUUGAGCCUGUCUUACUCACUGAGCGGUACGAAGAGCUUGCGGAAGUUACUCUAAAGAAUCUCAAGGCUGCUGGCUUCACUUACUGGAAGCAUGUCUUAUUCAAACCAAAUGGUUCGAACGCAAAGAUAGCAAACUUCAAGUCACAGGAGAGGAAGAAGUUGGUGAAGAGUGGAUACACAAUCAUUGGGAACAUUGGAGACCAAUGGGCUGAUUUGGCUAAGGGCAAUGCUGGAAGAAGGACUUUCAAGCUCCCUAACCCAAUCUACUACAAGACCUAA